GGGGCCGACUCUGUUGACGUCCCCACGCCGUCGGGCAGCGGCGGAAGCACCUGUGCGUGGGCAUCAGCGCGGGCCGUUUGGGAGCCGGUGCCGAGGAGAUCUCACGCGCGAGCUUCCGAUUCCUGCCGGGUGUCCGGGGCCCGCUAUGCCUUUGCCCGGGCCGCGAGUCGUGGGUCUGUUGGCCGCGUGGCGGCCGCUGUUCCGGGGCCGGCUCCUGCUGGUCACCAACACGUUGGGCUGCGGGACGCUCAUGGCGGCCGGGGACGGGGUGCGCCAGGCCUGGGAGCGACGGGUGCCCAAGGGCUCCUCCGGGCCGCCCCAACCGAUGGACCUUCGCCGCACCGCACGCAUGUUUGCCAUGGGUUGUAGCAUGGGCCCCUUUCUGCACUACUGGUACCUGUGGCUCGACAAACUCUUCCCCGCCAUGGGAUUUAAAGACAUUCGAACCAUCCUGAAGAAGGUGCUCCUUGACCAGCUGGUGGCAUCCCCCAUCAUGGGCUUGUGGUACUUCCUGGGGCUGGGCUGCUUAGAGGGCCAGAGCCUGGACAAAACCUGCCAGGAGCUGCAGGAGAAGUUCUGGGAAUUCUACAAGGCUGAUUGGUGUGUGUGGCCAGCAGCCCAGCUGGUGAACUUCCUUUUUGUGCCUGCCCAGUACCGAGUGAUGUAUGUCAACAGCGUGACCUUGGGCUGGGACACCUACCUCUCCUACCUAAAGUACCGGGACCGGCACCCUGGCUGCAUGGGCCUCACCUCCCGCACUGACUGAGUCAGGACGAGGAUCUGAGCACUUGGCAGCGGUAUUGCAGCGGGCCCAGGCAGGGGUAUCUGGGCCUGGGCCUAGAGCAAGGCAGUGGCCACCAGCUCUCUAAACACAACUGGACCUUCCAGACCUAAUCACAGAUUGCCAUUUAACUUCUUAACUGACUUACUGUAUCCAGGAGAGAGAGAGGAGUACGAGCAGAGUGCAGUCAGACCUGGAGUCAGCCCGCCACACUGUGCCAAGUAGGAUCCUCCCGCUCUGGGGGAUCUCAAAGCACUCGAGCCCCUUGGAGGGGCCCCCUUUGUGCGUCAUUCACAAGGCCAGUGCCUGCUUUGAAAGCAGUAUGAUUAGGCGAGCCUCUUUUAACACUGGACUCCAGGACGUCUAGGUUAGAGUCCUUGGGAUUGAGGGCCCACGCAGGAACAGACAGGUUGUUGGCCUUGGGUUUCCCUGACCCCAGAUCAGAAAGUAUAAAUCCUGGCGGUCCUCAGUCAGCUCUCGACCGGGGCCAAGGCCAGAGGGUUCAUUGCUGGGGCUUGGCAGGUGAGCAAGACCAGACCUGGGAGAUGCUGGGGAAUCCGGAGCUCCUUUGGUCUCCUUGUCUUGGCCUUGGGUAGGAGGCUUGUUCUAGAAUGGAAGAUGACUUGGCCUAAUAAAGAUUCUAAUCCUGA
Molecule: messenger RNA, 1431 nt
Organism: Dromiciops gliroides (monito del monte)
Lineage: Eukaryota; Metazoa; Chordata; Mammalia; Microbiotheria; Microbiotheriidae
Gene: MPV17L2
Product: MPV17 mitochondrial inner membrane protein like 2
Exons: 5
Coding region: 146-766 (206 amino acids)
Biological process (GO): mitochondrial ribosome assembly
Cellular component (GO): membrane; cytoplasm
Source: RefSeq, a predicted model, not a curated record